Triplophysa rosa is the source of this 2444-nucleotide messenger RNA. RefSeq names its product metabolism of cobalamin associated Db (gene mmadhcb). Gene Ontology annotation, biological process: cobalamin metabolic process. Bases 115 to 996 code for a protein of 293 amino acids. The record is from RefSeq and is a predicted model, not a curated record. Lineage: Eukaryota; Metazoa; Chordata; Actinopteri; Cypriniformes; Nemacheilidae. The transcript is spliced from 8 exons. Gene Ontology annotation, cellular component: mitochondrion.
AUUUUGUCCCCUACACGUUUCCGUUCUUACGUAAUCAAAAGGUUAAACAAGACUUGCAUAGCUAGCUAACAUAAGUUGAUCAAGAUACAGGAUAAACAGGAGAAGCCCAACAGGAUGACCAGUGUGCUCUGCAGCAGAGCUCGGCUGGUUACGUACCUACCAGGGCUUCAUGUUCUUGUUCACCGUGUUGUAGGGGCCAGAACUUUCUCUGGGGCAUCUGGUUCAGAUGAGCCACAUAUGAACAGCACAACUCCAGACAUUGCACCAAGAACAGUGUGGCCAGAUGAGAACAUGGGUCCAUUUGGACCUCAGGAUAAACGCUUCCAGUUGCCGGGUAAUGUGGGAUUUGACUGUCAUUUAGAGGGCACAGCAGCACAGAGAACUGUACCCGUCCACAUCCCUGAUGUGCUCACAGCUCAGUCCAGUAGCGAGAGGCACGGCUUCAUCCUGGCCCAUUUCAUCAAUGAGCUUCAUGAAACCGACAAAACAAAUGCAGCACAGACGAUCAGUAAAGUAGAGCAUUAUUUUGAUAAUUCCAAUGUGGAGUGUGCUGUUCAAUCCUGCCCUGAACUUCUAAAGAAAGAUUUUGAGUCAAUGUUCCCUGAUGCCCCGUCGACUGGAAUGAUGGUGGUCACUGUUACUCAAAGGACACAGAGUGACAUGACGUGCUGGUCUGAGCAGGUGGACCAGGAGAGAGAAGACCUGCUGGCUAAAUUUAUUGAAGGUGCAAAAGAGAUAUGUUGUGCUCUCCAAAAAGAAGGAUUUUGGGCGGAUUUUAUAGAUCCAUCAUCUGGCCUUGCAUUCUUCGGCUCAUACACAAACAACACGCUCUUUGAAACGGAUGAAAGAUACAGACAUUUAGGUUUUCAGAUCGAAGACCUGGGCUGUUGUAAAGUGAUCCGGCAUACGAUAUGGGGGACGCACGCUUUUGUGGGCACACUGUUCACCACUGCUCCACCCGACAGCCAAAUCAUGAAGAAGCUCCAAGGAAGCUGAAGAUAAUUAGUUAAGGAUGCUGUGUUGCUAUGGAAACAUGGUCAGGCGCAACACUAGAAAUAAACUUUGGAUGGUUCCUUACCUUUAUGCUUGAUCAGCAAAAUCAAACACACUAAAAUCUACAAUUCAAUAUGAAGUUGCCCAAUGACUGGUGCUAAGAUGUGUUUUGUUUUUGUAGAACAAGAGGCACUUUUGGUGUAACUUUUACUGUGGGGGCUUGUGCUACAGAGUCAAAUUCACUGUCAGGCAAUCAUGUAGGAUGUUCAAUGCAAGUCUUUGCCUGUGUUGCCUUUUUUAAAACACGCCCCUGAGAAAGUCCAUUAAAAAUGUGGGUUUAAAUGGGUUGCAAAGCUAAGAUUGUUUUCUGCUCCAGUGAUGCAAUAGAAUCCUUGACGAAAUUGAUAAUGUUAAUAUUAAAUAAAAUGUGAGAACUGUUACAAUAAUUAAAAUAUAUCAGAAAUGACUAAAGGCUUUUAGACUUUAAUUCAAUAACAUAAACUUUCUCCUUAGGUCCAUAAUAUUCACACAUAAUAAAUGGAGGAGAUCUACUUUCUCUAAUGUUCUUCUAAUGUUUUUCCCACUGUGUAAUUUAUAUAAUUUAUACAAUAAUUUGAAGCCACUGACCUUAAUGUUAAAAUCUGACCUUCUUCAUUCUGUCAUUAAUCAAACUAUAGAGAAAUGUAAGCUGCGAAGAUAAAAAAGCUUUUAUGACUCAGUCAGUGGCAAGUGUGCAGACUUUCUAAAUGUAAUGUUUUGCAAUUUGAGGGGGUGUUUCAUGGUUUACCUCAAUAUGAAAUGCAUUAGCAGUCUUAGCCUGUCUCUAAACUAAAUGGAGAAUGUUUUGGGCCGAUUAGCUUGAGGUUAGCAAAGGUAGCAGCUGCUGGGGUCAAUGUCUCCAGGGUACCAUUAGAAUUCAUUUAGAGUCACAACAGAUGGGCUAUAAUCAGUCUUCUUUAAACUCUGACACCACAAUUAUUUAGCCAGUUCUUCACUCUCCAUUAGCACGAGCUGUGAAUGAAUGAAUGAUCAUAAGACCCAUAUGAUCAACACAAAAGCACGAUUCUGUUUUCUGAAGUCUCUUAAUAAUGAUAUGGUAUAUUGACAUAACCGCUUACAGAAAGUUACCAAAUACAUAUAACUGUCAUGAUGUGUGGUCAAAUCAAAGCACGUGCUUGUUUAGAGACAGGCUCUGUCUGGAUAAUGAAUUAGGCCUAUAGGACAGUGGUCAGUCUUCACCCCAUGCAUGUCUGACAACCAAUCUUGAUUGACAUGACUAUCAAUUAGGCAUAAUUGUCCACCUAAAACUUUGUUCCUCCCCUUUGUCAGUUUGAAACCUUUCCCCAAGCUGGUGAAAUUGGGGGCAUAUUCUCCAAUGGGAUUCAAUAGCAUUUAAUAUGAUAUAAUAACAUCUAUUGUUCGUAUAAUAAAAAAUGUACUUUUGCUUUGAA